This is a messenger RNA of Phlebotomus papatasi, 5204 nucleotides long. RefSeq names its product rho guanine nucleotide exchange factor 18 (gene cyst). Gene Ontology annotation, molecular function: guanyl-nucleotide exchange factor activity. The record is from RefSeq and is a predicted model, not a curated record. The transcript is spliced from 19 exons. Lineage: Eukaryota; Metazoa; Arthropoda; Insecta; Diptera; Psychodidae. Bases 179 to 4384 code for a protein of 1401 amino acids. Gene Ontology annotation, biological process: regulation of Rho protein signal transduction.
UUCACCACAAAAGUGGUGAGUUCGCGUAGUCACCAAACUUUGUAGUGUCGGAGGUGCGUUUCGUCUGCGGGAUUUUUGUGAUUUUCAGCAGGAAAAAAUGGUUUUCUUCGUGUGAAAAGUGCUGAAAAGUGUACCCGGAGGUCCAGUGAAGUGAUUGUGGGUAGAAUUGUUGCAGUGGAUGGUGCGUGAGGGGCGAAAAGUGGCUGGAAAAAAUCCACAGGUUGUCAAAAAAAGAUUGGUGUCAAUCAGCAGGCAUUCCAGUGAAUUUUCCACAUUUUCACCUCAGAAAUUUCCCCCCUUUUUGGAGCUGUGCAACACAAUGUUUUCCACGGAGCGUUUGGUCCAGAUGUCCUCAGAUGAUGAUAGUGAUGUAGAUCUCGUGGUGGAUUAUUUGAGCAUGAACAAAGAUGUGGAGAAUUCGACGCAGACACAGGAUGUGAAUAGUGUUCAAGGGAAAUCGGGCACUGGGGAACAGAGGCAGAAUAAGUGUUCUGUGAGAAUAAAGAAUAAUUUGAACAACAAUAACAUGGUUCCCAUAAUUAGUGUAACACCUCACAGUCCAGGUGCAAAGUACAGUGGGAUCCUAGAGGAUCCCCUGAAUCAAUUGCAAUGCAUCAGAGAGAGUUUGAUGCAAAUGAAAAAUCCCGGAAUUCACAAUCAGACAUUUGGUGCAGCAAAUUUUGCCAAUUCACUGAUGCAAUCUUCAAGACUGUUCUCGUCGUGUCCAUCACUGCCUGACCUCUCGAUGGCCACUGCAAAUAGCAACAACAUGUGGCCAGCUCAGACUGCAAUGUAUGGACUGAAUACGGACCGACGAAAAUCAUGGACAGCCAUUGAAGAUCUCACAGAGUGUGCUAAGAAUUCCAACAAGAGUGCUAGCCUUUCGAGUGUGGACAGUGAGGAGAGUCUUCGAGCUGCCGAUAGACUUCAGAAUCGUGGCAGUCGAAACAGCACAGGAGGCAUUUCGACGCAUUCACUUAAUGAGGCAGAACUUGCUAGAGACUUUGAGAGGAUUCUGGCAAAGCGCAAUUUGGCGCCAAUCAUUUGCCGUAUUCCACUGCAAAAGAGCAUCUCAACACCUUCAAUAGCUCCUGUCAGGAGUCAAAAUGCCAAAGAGGAAAAAACAGUUCCCACAUCACGGCACCUAUCUGACAGUGAGGAUGAAAAUCAGGACGAUAGAUCUUUGCUUAGUGUACGAGAUAAAAACGAAGUUUAUGCAGAUCAUCCGGAAAAACGCCGAAAGAGGGGAUCACUGUUUUUCCGGAAGAAAAAGGACAAAGCCAAGGCAAAGGGUCAAUCAACCAACUGUGAUGUUUGUGGAGCUGUUAUCAAUUUAUCAUCGUACAAGGAGCAUGCAAUUGAGUGCAAGGCCAAAAUAGCCAAAAGUCAGCAUGGUGGAAAGUCUGGAUCGGGAAAGAAGUCAUCAUCAAACAGCCAUGGUACUUCACAUCAAGACAACCACUCGAGAGAUUACUAUGAGCUACAUGGCCAGGGUGAUCAUAUAAACUACUCGGAUGAUACACCUCUGAUUCGGGAUGAAUUUCUCUAUGAUCCACCAAUUGGUCCGCAUGAUUUGGGAGCUGAUCCAAUUCUCGGGAUGGCUAUUGAUGAGCCAGAUUCAUGGAGUCCAAGUGUCCCUCGGGAAGUGGUAAAAUCCCUCAAAGAUAAACAGGUCAAGCGUCAAGAACACAUUUAUGAGUUUAUCAUGACAGAAAAGACUCACUGUCAGAACCUCCUGGUAAUGCAGAAGGUCUUUGUAGAGAGUCUCCAGAGGCAUUUUAAUCAUUUGAAUCUGGAGAGGAUGUUUCCAUGUCUCCCUGAGCUUAUUGACCUCCACACGAGCUUCUUGCGAAAGUUGAAAGUGAAACAGAGAGAAAGUUACAUAGUUGACAGCAUUGUCGACAUUAUGUUGGACUUCUUUUCGGGAUUGUCCGCUCAGAGACUCAAGAAUGCCUAUGGGGAAUUUUGUUCGAACCAUCGAUCGGCUCUUGAAACCUUCAAGUGCUACAUGACGGAAGAUCAUACUUUUUCUGAGUGGUACAAACACUGUCAGACGAAUCCGUUGCUGAAGAAAAAGGGUAUUCCAGAAUGUAUCCUCUUUGUUACUCAGCGUCUCACCAAAUAUCCCUUGUUGAUUGAUCCUCUGCUGAAGAGUUCGCGUGAAGAUAAGAUUGAGCAGGAAAAGUUGCAGAAGGCAAUGUCUCUGGUGAAGGAGAUUUUGGUGGAUGUAGAUGCUAGAGUUGCUGACAAAGAUAAAGAGGAAAGGCAAUUGAGUAUCUUCAAGAAGAUCGAUGCAAAAUCCUAUGCAAUCUACAAGGAGGAUAAAUUCAAGAAAUCCGACAUAAUAAAUGCCAAUCGGAAGCUGAAAUUUGAGGGUGUUGCUACAUUAAUGCAGGGAAGAUCAAAGAUGCAAACAGUCCUUGUGGUUGUCCUGUCGGACUGUCUGUUCUUUCUUCAGGAAAAUUCUCACAAAUAUACAUUUUUCACGCCGGAAAACAAAGCUGGAGUUGUUUCGCUGCAGAAACUACUGAUCCGGGAGAAGGCUGGUACUGAAUCCCGUGGCAUCUACAUCAUCUCCUCCAAUCCAACGUAUCCAGAAAUGUAUGAGCUCAAAGUACAAAAUCCCAAGGACAAAAAUAUCUGGAUUCAGGCAAUAAGGGCUGCAGUUCUCGAUUGUCCAUCGGAUGAAUUGGAGCCUGAUAUGACGGUGGAGCAGAAGCAGAAGCUUAUUGAUGCUCGCCAGGCGAAUGUCCGAGAGAUAAUCUAUAAAUUGAGACAGAAGGAUCUGGAGCAGGCAAUGAUCCUGGAGGAGAAGAUUGCGCUACAGUUGAGUCUGUGGCUAGAUAGUCAGAAUGCAGGGGAGGGUGGCAAUCAGAUGGGAGCUGAUGAGUUCCUGGCCAAUUUUGGCUCGUACCGCGAACUCGUAACAGAUGACUGUGAUACCAUUGAGAUUUGGAAGCGUGUGCUGUACACAGUGCAGGAAAUUGGUCAACUGGCAGCAACUCUCUAUUCAGCUGCAACGGGAUUGCCUCUGUCGCGAUCCUUCAGUUCUGUAGGAGAGAAGCACAGUGAGAUGUAUAUCUCUCCGACUCUGCCUAAAAGGGCAGAAACCUUUGGGGGUUUCGAUGAGAGGCGCAAUAAACAGAGCAAUCAUCCGUGGAGGGAUGCUGUUCUGUCGACUCUGCCCACGGGUGUUAUAAUGGGUCAGAAGAGAGAUUCGAUGACAUCUGAAGUUGAUUCGACACUAUCACCAGCUUCGCAGAAUUCCAAGUGUAGCAGCGAGAAUGUGUCCAUAAAGGAUCACAAUUUUGCUGCUCUGCAAGUUUCUCACAAUCUCCACACGCUUCUGUGCAUCAUUUCGCAGCAAAUGACGACAAUCCAGAGUCUCCAGGCGCAACUGAUGAGCUUCAAGGAUACCAGCAAGAAUCUCUAUCGGCACAAUGAUCAGCUGGAAGAGGUGAGAAAUUUGCUGGACAAAUUGCAGGAGCAGAAGACGGAAUUCAUGAGGUAUGAGAAGCAGAGGGUGACGGAAUUGGAUGAACGAGAGCAGAGGCAGAAGGAGGAAUUGAAGAAGGAAUGGGAACAUAUUCGAGCUGAGCAGGAGGAUAUUAAGCAGCAGAGGGAGCAACUGUACAGAAAGAUGGAGAUUCUGUCCAAUCAAGGACUCCUUCUUUCACCAAAUGUUGCUCUUCCAGUUCCCGGACACGUCAAUCAUCCCGAUGAUGGACACUCUACGCCUCACUUGAAGGACGCCGAAAGUCAUGCAGACAGUCAAGGUGUUGAUCGUCGCAAAGACAAAUGGAGAUCUUCCAGCACAAUUGCUUUUUUCUCAACAGUUUCCAAGACACAUCCAGUAACUCUGCUCAGUGCAACGAAUGCCCAGAAAGGAGGUCAGACGAGUGUCAAGCAGCAACUUCCUCUGAAAUUAUCUUCAGUGUCCAGCACAAAAUCUUCCACGGAGAAGACAAAUGUGUCCAGUAGUGCACUUACAUCACCACCGAGUAGCAAUAGUGCGAAUGUCACACAAAUGUUUCCACUAAAACUAGCUGAUAAAAAAGUUCCAGCGGCAUCUUCAGUGAAUUCCAAUCACUCACGGACAGGAAGUAGUCCGGCUGUUAUUCAACAGCCAUUAGCAUCUCAUGCAGGCAAUCCACCAUUAAAGACGAAUACAUAUCCCAAGAUUCCGGAGAGGCAUCGCCUUCGGAGCACUGAUGGUGCUUUCACAAGCAAUUCCGGUGGUCAGGCGACGGUUGUUCAGCAGCAACGAAGCAUGUCCGUGUAUGCCCAGCUCCCAUCCACAGUAACACCGCCCCAGCCACCACCACGUCCCGCCGCCAGAGAGCAACCUCCUCCGACGACCGAGGAGGAGGUGAUCUAUUUCUGAUGACCGGCCCUCGAGGUGCAGAUUUAAAAGGAGAAGAAGAAAAAAAUGCAGGUAACAGCCCCGAAUCUCAGCAUCAUUCCUUUUUUUUUGCAAAGUAUAACUACAAUAAUUUAUUUUUUGAAUCAUUUCAAUGACCCUUCUCUUUUUUUUUAAUUAAUCUUUAACAAUUUACUAGCAUAAGUUUAAAAUGCAAUAUUUUUUUUCAAUAUUAAGAAAUCACACCCAUUAAUUUAUAUUAUUGUCAAUAAGAUUGAAUUUAUUAUGCGUAUUUCACUUUUUAAUUGUAAGUCUUUUACACUUUUUUCUUUUUUUUUUAAAUUAUCGUGAACUCCAGUAUUGUUUUGUCCCCUUUGAAAUGAAGGUUAAUGAGAUAAAAAUUUGAUAGUGAAGAAUUUAAAACAAAAGGCAAUCUAUUUAUUUAAAUGACAGAAAAUCAUCCUAAAUAAAUAUAAUCACAGUGUUUUAGUGAAAAACAUAAAAGUCUGUGUUGAAAAAGAACUAUUAAUAGAUGAAGAAGAUGAAGGAAAAACAACUCUGCUAAAUGGUACUUUUUUCAGAAAAUAAUUGUUAUUCAUGUUGAAAAAGAAAAGAGAUAAAGUCACGUAAUUGCAACUUAUUAAUAUUGAUGAUUGGAGAGAUAAAAAAAAAUCCUAUAAGACUUUAAUUUUCCUCUUUGAUGACGUAAAAAAGAAAAACUGAAAAAUCACAAGCAAUUCUUAAGCUUUCAUUUUUUCAUAUCAAAAAGAAAAAGAAAAAAAGAUAAAUUCAAGCGCAAGAUGAAAAAGAAAAUUCUUCGUUAAAAAGUUUAAAAAAAAGAAAA